AUGGUGCAGCACAAGGACACCAAGGAGCACUGGCCGGUCGAGUGCGGCCGAUGCUACGAUCGCUCUGCUGACAAGGAAGACUUUCAGGAGCAUGAGUACAACUGUCACAAAUAUUGUGCCGACUGCGACCGCGAUUUCCAAAAUUACAACAACCUACGUAUAGACUAUACUCGGAUGAAGAUAAUUCAAAUCUCUGACAAGUACGACGCCAGCGCCUCAAUUCGAGUCGCCACAGAGGCGACAACAUCACCUGCCCUUUUGCAAAAAGAGCCUGACCACCGCAACCGGUCUCGCGCAUCACGAGAUAUAUGCCUGCCCCAACGCCACCACGGACCGCGACUCUGUUUACCGCUACCACUUGAACUCGGAGCUCACCAGCAGCCGCUGUACCGCUGCCCCAAUCAGGACUGCCGCAACUUUGAAGCGCUGGCGGGCAUCAUCAAUCACCUGGAGAGCGAGACGUGCGGCAUCACCCGCUUCGGCGCGGUGCAGAGGGGUAUCACGCGAAUGACUGGCGAUGGCGCCCUCUUGUGUCUCUCGACGGACUCGCAUUGA
This is a messenger RNA of Akanthomyces muscarius, 555 nucleotides long. RefSeq lists its product as uncharacterized. The coding region runs from base 1 to 555 and encodes 184 amino acids. Lineage: Eukaryota; Fungi; Ascomycota; Sordariomycetes; Hypocreales; Cordycipitaceae. The record is from RefSeq and is a predicted model, not a curated record. The transcript is spliced from 4 exons.